Messenger RNA from Hyaena hyaena (striped hyena), 1758 nucleotides. It is a transcript of the gene SCO1, whose product is annotated as protein SCO1 homolog, mitochondrial. The record is from RefSeq and is a predicted model, not a curated record. The transcript is spliced from 6 exons. Lineage: Eukaryota; Metazoa; Chordata; Mammalia; Carnivora; Hyaenidae. Gene Ontology annotation, biological process: mitochondrial respiratory chain complex IV assembly. The coding region runs from base 51 to 968 and encodes 305 amino acids.
GGCGCCGGAAACCGGGGGGCGGGCCGAAGGAGGCGCGGUCGGCUAGGUCCAUGGCGGGCCUCUUGCUGGUAGCGGGGUCGGCUCUGCGGCUUCCGGGGAGGCGAGUGUGGCGUCUCCUGCCUCACGGACUCGGCGUCUGGGCCCCGGCGCGGGGGACCCCCGGAGCCUGGAUGAGGCAGCUCUGCGCGCCGCGAGAGGAAGCGCGACGCACCUCGGAGCUCGCUCGCAGCUGCCGGGGGAAGCGGCCCCUCUGCACGGCGACGCCUCCUCCGCCGGGGUCAUCGGGCCCCGAGCCGACGGGCAGCAGAGACCCCACGCGGCCCUCCAAGCCCGGGCCUGUUUCCUGGAAGUCUUUGGCAUUCACAUUUGCUAUUGGUGGAGCCUUAUUGGCUGGAAUGAAGUACUUCAAGAAAGAAAAGACAGAGAAGCUGGAGAAGGAACGGCAGCGAAGCUUGGGAAAGCCUCUCCUCGGGGGCCCGUUUUCCCUCACGACUCACACCGGAGAGCCCGUAACUGACCAGGACUACCUGGGUCAGUGGGUGUUGAUUUAUUUUGGUUUCACUCAUUGCCCUGAUAUCUGCCCAGAAGAACUGGAAAAAAUGAUUCAAGUCGUGGAUGAGAUCGAUGGUAUUCCGACUCUGCCAAAUUUAACUCCGCUUUUCAUCACUAUCGACCCAGAAAGGGACACCAAAGAAGCCAUCGCCAAGUAUGUGAAGGAAUUUUCUCCCAAACUGGUUGGCUUGACUGGCACCAAAGAGGAGAUCGACCAAGUGGCCAGAGCGUACAGGGUGUACUACAGUCCCGGCCCCCGGGACGAGGACGACGAUUACAUCGUGGAUCAUACAAUAAUAAUGUACUUAAUUGGACCAGAUGGUCAGUUUCUAGAUUAUUUUGGCCAGAACAAGAAGAAUGCAGAAAUCGCUGGUUCAAUUGCUGCGCACAUGAGGGAACACAGGAAGAAGAGGUAGCCUGAGCAGCGGUCCCCAUGGAAUGCUCUCUGGCCAAAGAGGAAAAAAGCUUUGUGUCCCACAGGAGUCAGCAUCUCCCUGUGUAUAAAAAUGCAACCGACAGAAUGGCUUUCAUACCACAAGAACAUCUGUAUUUUGGACAUUACGGGUCAGAUACAAAUGGGUGUUUUGUUACCCUUCGGUUCAGCCAAGAUCGAUUGUUGGAACCGGAAAGAUGACAACCAAAUAGUCACUUGAGACCAGAGGACCAAGUUACCGUGAAGCCAGGAGGGGGGGGGCGGGGGGGGGAACUCAGGAGAGACUCGACGGGUGCAUUUCCCCACAUCAGCGGAGCAGCGCUGCUGCCUCUCUGGUGUCCUGGACCCGUGUCACCCGGGUCGUGGGACGGAGUCUCCAGGAAGAGUGUAAUUCCCACAGUGCCCUUGCUUUCGUCUUCGAGCUCUUGGUGGCCGAUGACAGUCAAAUUAAAAUCAGGCUCUUGGACGUCCACAGUUGGGCUUUUAGACUCGAAAGCAUUGAAGUCCAGUCUUCUGUGCAGACAGAUACCACGGUCAGGUUUGUACUGUGCUCCCCUGUCGGCACCUGCUGAUGUUAACUACCGAUGAGGAAAUCUGCUGUUUGGAGCAGACAGAUCAGUUUCUUAGGGGCCUUUUAUGUGGUUUUCACUUCAACGUGCCGGGUUGUCAGCAACCUACCAAAUGGAUACAGGAGGGUCUUGAAGGUGAUGGUGACACAGGGUUCUCAGCUGGGUUGCAGUGGGACCUGGAAUAAAGGUUUAUUCAGCUUUGCA